ACGCAAAACAAAAAGGACACGGAAAGACGUUAGAUUUCAAAUAAUCGCAUCCGCCAGCCUUCUUGUGUCUGGUGCUGUUUGCAUCGAAAUUAUUGUUGAGUGCAUGCGAGAGAACUCUUCUGCCCUGACUUAAAGGGUGAAUAAAAUUUAGCAGUCGGAGAAGACAAGCCUGGGUGAAGGUCCCAGACCCUCAGUAAGGCUUAAAUAACAUUGUGAUGGAGGUUGAACAGAAGGAUGACUCUAGCAACACUCUGGCCAAUGGAAGUGCCAAUUCAGGCAAACGUGGCAGGGGCAGACCACGAGGCUCAGUUAAGAAAAAAAUUAUCUCUGUGAAAGAGGUAUCUCACAAUGCUAGGGCAUCCAAAAGAGUGGAUUUCUUUUCACCUGAGACGGUGAUAAGGCCAAAAGUCAAGAAGCGUGGUCGUCCGAAAAAGAUAAAAAUUCCAGGAAGACCGAGAAAGAUUCCCCUUACACCAGAGGAAGAAGCAGAGAGAAUUUUAAGAUUGAGCAAGAAACGGAAACUUUCAAAGCCUCUUGGGAGACCCCGCAUUCAUCCCCUUGUAGACAUGCCAAAGGAGAAAAGGGGAAGAGGUAGACCACGCAAAUAUGAAUCCAUGGCUUCACAAAAUGGCAGAAUUGACGGGAACCUGAAAAGUGUAAAGAUCACUGAAGUUGGUGGAGACACUCCUCGAAGGAGGGGAAGGCCAAGAGGCUCGUUUAAGAAGAAACGGGGACGGCCAGCAGGUCCAUCUCCAGCGAAAAGGCCAAUAGAAGGGACUCCAGGAAAAAGGGGGCGACCUCCAGGCUCUGGAACCAAGCUACAGGUCAAGCAGGAUGCGAAUGGAACUCCUCGAAAGAGGGGCAGACCCCCAGGCUCUGGACGAAAGCUAAAGGUUAUUUCAGGUGAAACAAAUGGAACUCCUAAAAAGAGAGGGCGGCCUCCAGGAUCUGGGACGAAGGUAAAGGUUGCAAAGCAGCUGACGGAUGGAAUUCCCAGAAAGAGGGGACGUCCUCCAGGUUCUGGGACCAAGGUCAAAGGUCUACUCCAGGAGACGAAUGGAAGCCCUCGGAAGAGAGGACGACCACCAGGAUCAGGAAAAGUCAAGACAAUUACAGAGGAGGCUGAACAUGUUCUCACUAACAGUACCUUCUCUGUUGAUGCCCAGCCUCGUAAGAGGGGCCGUCCUAAAAAGGCUGAAGCCUUUCCAGCCGUUCAAGCUGAAGAAGGAAAGAGCAAGGAGAAUGAUGAACCCUCGCCCAAGCGACCCCGUAACUCAUUUGCCUCUACCAAGAAUUCAAGUAAGCCAGACGCUGAAGACCAAAAGGCCAGUGAGAAUGAUGGUUGCCACGUGGCUACAACAGUAGAAAAUCCUGUUCUGUCUGCUGGAGGUGCUGCAAAACCAGACAAUAUAGAACAGGUUGGUGAGGAUGAGCUAAAUGAUGCCUCGGUAGAGGAGGUUCAUGAGAGUAACAGCAGAAAGAUUUCAUCCUCAAGGGUAGCAGGUAAAUCCCAAAAAAAGAAGUAAAUCAUUGGGUAGUAUAGAGCACAAAUAUUUUUGAAUGGGUUUUUACCAGAUUUCAUACAAAUUGUUUGACUUGUCCCGAAGGUUAGUAAUGCAGAUAUCUUUUUUUUUUUUUUUUUUUUUUUUUUUUUUCCUGUUGCUCAGCUCUUGUGCUUUUGCAUGUCUUUUAAAGAAAUGUUUAUUUUGAUACUCUAUGGUACACCACCUUCAUAUAAAUCCCCAUUGAAACAGACAUUUACAAAUGCAGAUUUUGAAUUGCAUUCAGAGACGAAAUGGAAUUCAAAUUUUUAGGCAAGUAAUCAUCUGCCUACAGUCUGUCUGCAUGACUAGCUGUCUAAGCAAGUCUUAGUACACUGAGCAUUUUUAUUAUUUAUACAAAUUUAUUAGGUGCGGAAAUAAGCUAUUUCAGGACUAUUCGGCAAUUCUGCUAAAAAAAUUUUUAUAUCAACGGCAAGAUCAAAUGGAACAUGAACUACAUUUUAUGCUAGUCUGUAUUGGUGUGUCUUGAAAUUACACCUGUGUUUGGAAGAAGCCUGAAAUUUCCUCUAGGCUUGAUGCUGGAUGUUGAAGAAUGCUUGUUAGAGAAGUAUUGGUGCAGGAUCUAUGGUGGGUUUUUGUUUGUUUGUGUUUUUUUUUUUUAAUCUGAAUUUUAAUAGAAGCAUUUGUCAAGAAAAAAUGGCAUGCAGUUUAAUGGUCCCAUCACUGGACGGCAAAACAUCAGACUAUUCUAGCUAGACAUCACUGCAUCCUGAGCCUGUGCUGCCAUCCGUGCAAUCCACUCAACAGGUCUUAAAAGUGUCAUGUGUACCCAUGGGUGCUUGAAUUUAUAUAGAUAUAUUAAAAAAACAGGAAUUAAAAAUGUUCAACUGAAAUUUGUUGAAAGAUGAAAGUUGUUUGAUAUGCAUGAAACACGUCGUGAAAUGCAUAAAAUCUCUUUGUAUUUGUAAAAAAAAAAAAAAAAAGUGAUUGGCAGUAUACCGGUUUAUAAAACAGACCCCGGAGUUUGUAGCUCUAACUCGAGAGCCAUUUUAGACACAGUAUGCGUCUUCACACCAGCUGUUGACUGAAGAACACUGAAGCGGGUGGCUGAUUUUAUCCUUUCGGGGGUUGUGUGUUCCCUGUGACCAGUAAGCAGUUUUAAAAUUUUCAGGUGCAUGAUGUGGUGACUGAGGAAUUACUGAAUUUUAGAUCUUUUAAUAAUGUAUUAGGAACAUCGGCUAUGUAGCACAGCUCCAGCGUCACUAUAUAUUUUUUUUUAAUCAAGAGUCUUGACAUUGUUUCCAUAAAAUGUGGAAUAUGUAUCAUAGCAUACACAUUUCCAUAAAAAUGUGUAUGCUGUUGUAUGUACUAUUACUGUCCAAGAUUGGCAAAGCAUAGUUAUGCUUUGUUUUAAGAUUAUUACCUACUGCUAUAAAAAAUCGGCCUGACAAUAUUAAAAAGCAGUUUUGCUCAAUUAAGUGUCUAAUAAUGUUUUCCCAUACUCCCCUUAUCAUGUGACAUGUACAGUUGCAUUCAAAGUUGGUGUUAUGACAGCUUACUUUUAUUCAUUUGUGUGUGUAAAACGUAUUAUUUUUUUUUUUAAAUGAAUUUCCAUUCGUUUAGAAAGUAACAUUGUAAUUAUACCUGUUAUAAAGCAGGAGUUGAAUGUCCAUGUGAUGUUUUCUUUCAUGAUUGUGAAGACGUUUUUUUAAAAAAAAAUUUCUGCUUAAUUAUUUUUCAGGGCAUAAACUAAAAGGACAUUUACACAACAGAAGCUAUAGUUAUUAGAACCUCUUAGAAUUUAAUUUUAUGGCAGUUUGAAACAUGAGACCACAGUGAAGUUUUUUUUUUUUUGUUUUUGUUUUUUUGUUAAAUUACUAACCAUGUGAACAGAAAUAUUUAUAUGUAAAUCUAGUUGUUUAUGUUGCUAAUGUUCUGGUUCUGUUUGUCAGAUUGUAUUUGUUGACAUUUCUGUCCAAAAUGUUCACAACUAAUUGGCAGCCAUGAAAAUAAUUGUUUCAAUUAGCUAUGGUUAUGUGAUUAUGUACUGCAUUACAAGUUUGUAUAAUUAAAAAAGUUCCAUACUUGCUACAUCAGUUUUCUAAAAAAAAUCAGUUUCCAUGACUUUUUAUUGCAAUUUCUCUUGAUUGAUGUAUAAACGUUGAAGUUCAGAAAAAGAUCUUCCUGUGAUUAUAUUUGUGGCACUUCUGUUCCUGUUCUGAAAUGUGUUCAGACUUUGUCUAAAAACUCUGGAUGGAAACUUAAAAAUGGUUCCCCCCCCCCUCCCCUUUUUUUUUUUUUUUACCAUCACUGUUCAGAAAGCGCUGAUUGUGGUUUUGAAUUUACUAAAGCAACAAUGUCAUUACAUUCUCAUUGCUGAAGCAGAGUCCUUCUUUCUCCCUUUAGUGGUUCAAAUGCUUAAUAACAUCCGAAAAGGAGAGUGAAGCCCUUUAGCCCUUUCAAGAAAUGUGAUACCUUUCUAUGAUUUAGGAGAGGUCUAAAACAUUCAAAAGUUGGUACCCUAGGCUAGAAUAAAAUAAAAACCACCUGUCAGAGGGCAACAUUUGAGCUGAAAUCUAAGUGUUAUACAUAAACUUCAUUGAACUGCAAGUGUGGGAUAGACUACAUGUGGUGUUUUCCAGUCUGCAGCUUGCGCUUGUGGAAUUUGCUGUUGUUUAAUUUAGUUUCAGUAGAUGGGUAUAAUGCCUUGAUAUUUGACAGUAGAUGUGUACAUCCCUGGUAGAAAGUGUAUAUAAAGCAACUUUUUUCCCCCCUAAAAUGACUGAUCCUAACCAUUUUGCUUAGAAUAGAUGUAUUAGCUUCCAGCAAGUGCAUAGGCUUGUUUUCUACUAUAGUAACUUCUUUGAUGUUUGAUUUAUACAUUAAUCUGUACUCUUAACAAUUAGAAGCUGUUUAAUGUGAGCACUUGUAUUUGAUAUUUUUUCUUUAAUAAAAUGCUUUCUUCAACCAUA
Molecule: messenger RNA, 4474 nt
Organism: Pangasianodon hypophthalmus (striped catfish)
Lineage: Eukaryota; Metazoa; Chordata; Actinopteri; Siluriformes; Pangasiidae
Product: chromosomal protein D1
Exons: 2
Coding region: 216-1526 (436 amino acids)
Molecular function (GO): DNA binding
Source: RefSeq, a predicted model, not a curated record